Messenger RNA from Struthio camelus australis, 1837 nucleotides. It is a transcript of the gene FUT4, whose product is annotated as fucosyltransferase 4. NCBI's taxonomy places the organism in Eukaryota, Metazoa, Chordata, Aves, Struthioniformes, Struthionidae. Gene Ontology annotation, cellular component: membrane. Gene Ontology annotation, molecular function: alpha-(1->3)-fucosyltransferase activity. The record is from RefSeq and is a predicted model, not a curated record.
AUGUCUUACCGGGCCGCCUCGGCCGUCUUCGUGCCCUACGGGUACCUCUACGAGCUGCCGGCGCCGCGGCCCUUCAGCCUGCCCCGCAAGACCCGGCUGGUGGCCUGGGUCAUCAGCAACUGGAACGAGGAGCACGCCCGGGUGCGCUACUACCGCCAGCUGAAGGAGCACCUGGCCAUCGACGUGUACGGGGCGCGGGGCCUGGCGCUGGCCGAGGGCGGCGUGGUGACCACCAUCUCCGCCUACAAGUUCUACCUGGCCUUCGAGAACUCCCAGCACACCGACUACAUCACCGAGAAGCUCUGGAGGAACGCCUUCGCCGCCAGCGCCGUCCCCGUCGUCCUCGGCCCCCGCAGAGCCAACUACGAGCGCUUCAUCCCUCCCGACUCUUUCAUCCACGUGGAUGAUUUCCCCAGCCCUCGGCGGCUGGCCACCUACCUGAAAUUCCUCGAUAAGAACAAGCCGAACUACAGGAGGUAUUUCGCCUGGAGGAAGAAAUACGAGGUCCACGUCACCUCGUUCUGGGACGAGCAUUACUGCAAGGUUUGCGAGGCCGUAAGGACGGCUGGGAAUCAGAUCAAGACUGUGCGAAAUCUGGCCAGCUGGUUUGAAAGCUGAUGUUUCUGGCGGGUGAGGCUUGCUGGGCCUCUCCCGGGAAGAGACUGUCAAAGCUGAGCGAGGGCUGGCUCUCGCAGAGGUCACCUGCUUGGUCAAAGCGGUACGUGGAGGUCCGUCAUCGGCGGGAAAAGCAUGCAGAUAUAGGUAAAUAAGCUGUGAAAAGUUGAUGAAAGAGAGAUUUUUUUUAUGAAAGUGCAACAUGAUGAAAGUACGAAGGACUAUCAGGCAGUUCUUCAAGACUAAAGUUAAAUUAAGCUUCCGAAAGUCCUGCAGAUCUGAAAGCUUUGCAGAUGUGCACAGCUAGACGUAAAUAAACUAUGCCAAGUUCUUCAGCCAUGCAGCUGAAACCAAUUUUGUCAGCAGCGACAGCUUCCUGGACCAUGAAACUUUCUUCUGCUUAUAGGAGAUACGUGAUCAGUGCUGGCUUUCUGUGCUCUGAAGACAUAUUUUUGCUACACAAAGGCAAAUAUAUUCAACAGUGAUUAUUAUGAAUAGGAAGAAGCUUUUGCAGACAAAUUUUGAGCUUCAAGUGUUGAAUGGACGAAUGUAAUGAUAUAGUAGCACUUUUUCGCAAUGUUUUAAAUUGCAGCAGCCAAAUAAUAACUCCUUGAGCCAAAUAAAAAUUCCUGUUAGGAAAAAGUGCAUGGAAGGGCCUGGGUCUGAGUGGAAGAAACACCUCAGAUAGUACGAAGUAUUUUUUCCACUGUCUACCAAAGCCGAAAACACUUUCAUCCUGUAUGAAAGUAGAGAAGAGCUGUAAGUACAGGAAAAGACAGAAUGUCGAAAUAAAGUUGGAACACUUCUACCCUUGCUUUAUUCAGGAAUUAGUUAAUGUUUACAGGAUUCUGCGUGGUUUUUUUUUUUUCCCUGCAAAAUUCCUUCCAUAUAGGAAAAAGCAGGGAAAGGCUCAGAACUGCAGAUUUUUUAUUACUAUCUUGAAUACGUAUACAAAAAGAUUAACUUAUUUCUCUGUUAUCGUUAGAAAGUCCUGCUAUGUAGAGAUGAUUUUAGUUCAUAGUACGCAUUUUUAAAAAUUCUGCCAGGUGAUGGACUAUUCAGAAUUGCGCUUUGUAAAAAUAGUAGUUAAAAAACAAAACAAAAACAGAACAGCCUAAGUCCAAAAGCACCACCUAUCCAAAAGAAAAUUACUGUACAGAAUAAGAUCUAAACUGUUGUUAAAACUUAGAUUGUACAAAGAAAGAAUAGGAAAGGGAGAGGA